This is a messenger RNA of Budorcas taxicolor (takin), 510 nucleotides long. It is a transcript of the gene RPL38, whose product is annotated as ribosomal protein L38. Gene Ontology annotation, biological process: protein-RNA complex assembly; translation. The transcript has 6 exons. Bases 135 to 461 code for a protein of 108 amino acids. NCBI's taxonomy places the organism in Eukaryota, Metazoa, Chordata, Mammalia, Artiodactyla, Bovidae. Gene Ontology annotation, cellular component: ribosome; cytosolic large ribosomal subunit. Gene Ontology annotation, molecular function: structural constituent of ribosome. The record is from RefSeq and is a predicted model, not a curated record.
CGCCCCUUGACGUGAGUCUCUAGUGCCGUACGUGGGGAAUGGGGUAGUAAUCCGUGGUCAUCCUCGCCGGGUGCUAUCUGAGGACCCCAGUUCUGGGUUGAAGGUUCCGGCCGCGCGCCCCGCGCCUCGUCGCUAUGCCUCGCAAAAUUGAGGAGAUCAAGGACUUCCUGCUCACAGCCCGCCGCAAGGACGCCAAGUCCUGGCUCCUCACAGGCCCUGGGCCAGUCCUGGUCUGCAACUCUCCCGCCUGGCGACACCGUUCUCCUGCCUCCACUACUGUCUCUUCUACCCUGACCACUCUCAGUACCUCAUCCGUCAAGAUCAAGAAAAAUAAGGAUAAUGUGAAGUUUAAAGUUCGAUGCAGCAGAUACCUUUACACCUUGGUCAUCACAGACAAAGAGAAGGCCGAGAAGCUGAAGCAGUCCCUGCCCCCCGGUUUGGCCGUGAAGGAGCUGAAAUGAACCACAUACGCUGCUUUGAACUGUAUUAAAAUUUUUAAAAUUCUCAAAA